Molecule: messenger RNA, 2205 nt
Organism: Debaryomyces tyrocola
Lineage: Eukaryota; Fungi; Ascomycota; Pichiomycetes; Serinales; Debaryomycetaceae
Source: the annotation of a GenBank genome assembly
AUGAAAGUAUCUUCAGUUUGUGGUACCAUAUUGGUCUACUCGGCCAUCGCUAGUGCUGCAGUUGAAAAUGUACCAACUAAAAAUGAAGCAAGCAAAAAAAUUUUCGGACGUUCGAUAUUAGACUCCAUUGGCUCUUUUAUAUCAGGAGGAAGCUCCUCAGAUUCAUCCGACUCUGAUGAUAGUUCUAAUGCUGAUGCUAAUGCUGCGUCUCAGACCAGCGCCGGUGUGAGUGCUAGUGCCGGCGUGAGUGCAAAUGUUGCCGCAGCUGCUGAUAAUUCUGGUUCACCAUCUAGCACAGGAAUUCCAACAUCAAACUUGGUUUCCAGUUCCAGUUCCAGUUCCAGUUCCAGUUCCAGUUUAACUUCGUCUUCGUCAUCUCCUAGUUUAACAUCAACUGCAACCACAGCAAGAGCUAAUACGAUCACGUCUGCUGCUUCUUCAAACUCAGCUUCCAGUUCAAGUGGAUCUGGACUUAGAUUGAAUGCCUUGCUUGCUGAUGAUUCUAGCUCUUCUCAGAACUCUUCUCUGAGUUCCAGCGAGGAAGAUGAUGAAACCUACUGUGACGAAGAAACCGACUCUGCAAGUGAAACUGCAACCAGCACUCCACUUACAACGUCAGUUGAAACUACCAGUACUGAUCCAACUACAUCACUUAGAGCCACAAAUACUAAUAUUGCAACUUCUGAUUCAGCUGGAAUUAGUGGUGCUUCAUCAUCGAUUAUCGGAGGCUCAUUUCGUGCAAGCUCGUCUGUUAGGUCCAAUGCUUCAUCUUCAUCUUCUGAUGAGUUAGACGAUGAAACUUAUUGUGACGAGGAAACUGAUUCUGCAAGUCAAACAGUUAACCCUACUAUUACAUCUGUCGAUCCAAUUACGACUGAUCCUGCUACCACGAUCGCCGGAGAAUCCGAAAUCCCUCCAGCAUCUGGUCUUUCCAAUAGUUCUCUAUCGGACACUGCUGGUUCAUCGAUUACUAACGUUGUUCUGGUUUCUACUGGAUCUAGCCUAGAUGAUGACGAAACCUACUGUGACGAAGAAACUGAUUCUGAUGGUCAAACCACAGCAAACCCUACUGGAACUAUCACUAAGGACCCAACUGGUACUGCUACUGGAAAACCAACUGCAACCGAUGACGAUGAUGAAACUUACUGUGACGAAGAAACUGAUUCAGCUGGUCAAACUAUAACAAACCCUACUGGAACUGUCACUAAAAAUCCAACUGCCACUAUUACUCAAAAACCAUCUGGUACUGCUACAGGAAUUCCAACUGCAACCGACGGUAAAAAUGAUGAAGAUGACGAAACAUACUGUGAUGAAACUACCGAAUACACUACAGCUUACAGCACUGCUUAUACUACUAUCAUGCAUACCACUACUGUGACAGUAGAUGGUCGUACUAUAACCAGUGAAGUCUCUGAAGUUAAGACGACUGUAUCUCCAGAAAUUAAGGAAGUACCUAGUUCAGGUUCAGAUUCCAGUUCAGGUUCAAACUCAGGUUCAGGUUCGGGUUCGGGUUCGGGUUCAGUUGUUGAAGAUUGUGAUGAUGAUGAUGAAGACGAAGAUGAUGAAGACGUUUCUUCUGGAUCCUCUUCAGGUUCUUCCUCAGGAUCAGGAUCAGGAUCAGGAUCAUCUUCGGGAUCAUCUUCUGGAUCUUCCUCUGGAUCUUCAGGCUCUAAUGUCGGUUCGUCUGGUUCUUCAUCCGGCUCCUCAGGUUCAGGUUCAAACGUUGGUUCAUCUACAUCUGACGAUUGUCAAGAUGACGACGACGAUGAAGAUGAUGAUGAUGACGAAGAUUGCGAUCCAACCUGUGACUGCGAUGAAGAUGACGAUGACGAUGACGAUGAUGAUGAUGAGGAUGAAGACUGUGAUGACAGUGAAGAUUGUGUAGAUUGUGAUGCAGAUGUUUCAAAGAAUGAUGGUAAUGGCGCCACAAGAACUACCGCGGCUGCUGAAUCAUUCGAACCUACUACUAUUGCUGGCGCUUCUACUGCAGUAAAUGCCAAUGUUUCACCUGAUGAUUGUGUUCCAACUACCGUUACACAAUUCGUCACUGUCAACAACAAACGUGCAGAUGAGACCUUUAGUAGCAGAGCUACUUCUACUGCCAGCGCUGAUGUUCAACAAUUCAACAACAGUGGUAACAAGAUGUUCAUCUCAACUAGUAUGAUUGUCUUGGUCACUACAUUUGUUACCAUUGGCUUCAUGUGA